Molecule: messenger RNA, 1035 nt
Organism: Fragaria vesca subsp. vesca
Lineage: Eukaryota; Viridiplantae; Streptophyta; Magnoliopsida; Rosales; Rosaceae
Product: protein BREVIS RADIX-like
Exons: 5
Coding region: 1-1035 (344 amino acids)
Source: RefSeq, a predicted model, not a curated record
AUGUUUACAUGCAUAGCAUGUACGAAGCAAACGGAGGAGGACGGAGGAGGAGAGCGUGGGAGUGGCACCCCAAGUACAAAAGAAGCCGUCAAAAGCCUGACCACCCAGAUCAAGGAUAUGGCAUUGAAAUUCUCUGGUGCUUACAAGCAAUGCAAACCAUGCACAGGAUCAAGCAGUAGCUUCAAGAAGGGGCAAAGGAGACCUUACCCUGAUUUUGACACUGCUUCUGAAGGGGUUCCAUACUCUUAUAUGGGAGCUGCAAGCUCAAGUUCUACUCCUGCUUGGGACUUCACCUCUAAUCAUCAACUUGGUGCAAGAACAGACUCAAGAUUCACGCGGCCAUAUGGUGGUGGUGGUGAUCAGACUCGAGAUUCAACAUGUGAUGUUGUAUUAGAGGAUGAGGAUGAGCCCAAGGAGUGGAUGGCACAGGUUGAACCAGGAGUGCACAUCACUUUUGUGUCGCUUCCUAAUGGUGGAAAUGAUCUUAAACGAAUUCGCUUCAGCCGAGAGAUGUUUAACAAAUGGCAAGCUCAGCGAUGGUGGGGCGAGAAUUAUGACCGCAUAAUGGAGCUCUACAAUGUCCAGAGAUUCAACCGGCAAGCUCUUCACACUCCACCAAGGUCUGAAGAUGAGCCACCAAGAGAAUCUUUUUACUCAAGGAUGGACUCUGCUAGGGAAAGCCCUAUGGUUCCAACAAACUGGACACCACGACACCACUAUAAACCCUCUGGAGCUGGAAGCGGUGGAUACUUCCCAUCUGACGGUCAUCAGUACAAUGCAGGUGGAUCUAUUGAUGCUUCGCGAACAACAACCUCAUCUAGAGAUGAAGCUUCAGUCUCUAUUAGCAAUGCUAGUGAUGUGGAGUCAGAAUGGGUUGAACAGGAUGAGCCUGGGGUCUAUAUCACCAUUCGACAGCUAGCCGACGGCACUAGGGAGCUCCGGCGUGUUAGGUUCAGUCGCGAAAGGUUCGGGGAGAGGAACGCGAAGACAUGGUGGGAAGAAAACCGAGAGAGAAUACAAGCUCAAUACCUUUAA